GGCACACUCUGAACGGACAACGCCGAGCAUACUGUAAAUUAGAAGCCUGUUGGUAUAGAAAACACCUUAUAUCACAACGGAGCUUAUAUAGGCUCCCACCCACCACAAAGUAUAUCAGAGGAGCCCAAUCCAACAUAAAGUAUUAAUACAGGAUCCCUAGCCAUCAUAUCAUAGGAAUUCACCGAUCGACAAGUAUUAUAUAGGAAUUUUAUUCUGCACGUUAUAUAUUACAGAGUCAUUCAGUUAAGUUUCCUCAUCAACCCAGGAUUAUAUCUAGAACGGGAUAUAUCAGAAAAUCACCCCCACAACAGAUACUUCCAAAAUAGCAACCGUAUUUCGGUGGGGUACCAGGCUGUAUCUUCAGCACCUUGGACAGCAGCCCACCGUGAGAGGACAUGAGGUUGUGAGCUCUCUGUACUAUGGCUCCUCUUUUCAUGCGGCUCUGUCUGCUCGGGCUCCUUAGAAGGAGCCUGGCAACAGACACAGAAGAGCGGUUGGUGGAAUUCUUGUUGGAUCCUUCACGCUACAACAAGCUGAUUCGUCCAGCAACCAACGGGUCAGAACAAGUCACUGUACAACUCAUGGUAUCAUUGGCUCAACUUAUUAGUGUGCAUGAACGGGAGCAGAUAAUGACAACCAAUGUGUGGUUAACACAGGAAUGGGAAGAUUACCGGUUGACAUGGAACCCAGCUGAGUUUGACAACAUGAAGAAAGUGAGACUUCCUUCCAAGCACAUAUGGCUUCCGGACGUUGUACUUUACAACAAUGCUGAUGGAAUGUACGAAGUGUCCUUCUAUUCCAAUGCUGUGGUAUCUUAUGAUGGUAGCAUCUUCUGGCUGCCACCUGCAAUCUACAAAAGUGCCUGCAAGAUUGAGGUCAAGCACUUCCCCUUUGAUCAGCAGAACUGCACUAUGAAAUUCCGCUCAUGGACUUAUGAUCGCACUGAGAUUGAUCUGGUGUUGAAGAGUGAUGUAGCUAGCUUGGAUGACUUUACACCCAGUGGAGAGUGGGACAUCAUUGCUUUGCCAGGGAGAAGGAAUGAGAACCCAGAGGAUACCACCUAUGUGGACAUCACCUAUGACUUCAUCAUUAGACGCAAACCUCUCUUCUACACAAUAAAUCUAAUCAUUCCUUGCAUUUUAAUUACAUCAUUGGCAAUCCUUGUAUUCUAUUUGCCCUCUGAUUGUGGGGAGAAGAUGACACUUUGUAUCUCUGUGCUUCUGGCUUUAACUGUCUUUCUGCUUUUGAUCUCCAAGAUCGUACCCCCUACCUCCCUUGAUGUGCCAUUGGUGGGCAAAUAUCUAAUGUUCACUAUGGUUCUAGUGACUUUUUCCAUUGUGACCAGUGUCUGUGUAUUAAAUGUGCACCACAGAUCCCCCACCACACACACAAUGCCUCCUUGGGUUAAAGUGGUGUUCCUGGAGAAGCUGCCUACCUUUCUUUUCAUGAAGCAGCCAAGACAGAACUGUGCGCGUCAGCGGCUGCGGCAGCAACGGCAAAGCCAGGAGAGGGCAACUGGCAGUUUCUUUCUUCGGGACAGUGCCAGGUCCUGCACUUGCUAUGUGAACCAGGCCUCCGUGAAAAAGUAUGGAGGGCAGCUCCCUGAACUACCAGAGGGUGUGAAUGGCUUCAGGGACAGACAAGGAAAAGUUCGACAGUGUCUGUGUGGUUUAGAGGAGGCAGUAGAUGGAGUGCGUUUCAUUGCUGACCAUAUGAAAAGUGAAGACGAUGACCAGAGUGUAAGUGAAGACUGGAAGUAUGUAGCGAUGGUGAUCGAUCGUCUGUUCCUUUGGAUUUUCGUCUUUGUCUGCGUUUUUGGGACGAUUGGAAUGUUCCUACAGCCACUUUUCCAGAACUACACUACUAACACAUUACUACAGAUGAACAAUGCAGCCCCCAGCUCCAACUAGUGUUGAUUUGGGGGCAGUUUGUGAAAAUAAAAAUCUUUUUUUUCCACCAGGAAAUACUGACACUCCAAUUCCAGCCAAAUCUGCGACUAAGCAAAUGUGCAUAGCAAUCAGUGUCCCGUCCGUUCAUAAAGUGACAAAUGCAUUGCCAAGGUUUUGAGCGUGGAUUCUAUUGGGUUUGUUUAUUUUUACAACCUGACAAGAAUACACCUUGAGAUUGAUGGAAAUAAUUCUUGAACUGAAAGAAGCGUAUAAGAUGCAGCCACGAGACGCUUGUAUGGAAAGCAACAUUAUGUACUUGUGGGAAUUUAAUGUAUUCCAAGCAAUAAUGUCAGAGCUGCACAUAAAGCUUUUUAGUCUCUGUCAUUGCUAUAGAAAGUCAUUACCAAAUCAUUUUAAGUGUAAUCUUUUUAUUUGAAUAAAAGGGACACUAAAUUAGAUGUAUUCUAUCAUCAUAGAAAUGAAGGUUUCCUCAUACCCAGUACAGACAUUUAUCCCAGAUUUUGCUAUAAAAAAAACUUGUGAUGUUACCAUCUGCCAAUGAUGUUGGGCUGCUCCUUCACAUAAGCCGUUUUUACUUUGUGUCCACUGGCAGUUGAGCAAAUAAGAAGCCACACCGCAUACUCCAUGAUCAAAGACCAGUAGAUGCUAUCAGAACUGAAAGCUGUAUAGAGAGAGUAUAUGGAAAGAUAGAUUGCACUUUUAUUUGGUGUGACAGCUACAGCACAUUCACAACCCAUUUUUCAGUGCCAGGAACAUGCACAGUUUUUGCUAAUGGAGUGGGAAGUAUGGCUUCUCAUUGGCUGUACCACCUGCUUGCAUUCGAAGUAAAAAAAAAAAAGCUUUUUUGGAGGAGUGGCUGAGCAUUAGUGACUACAGCAAUAUUCGGAAUGUUAUUUUGAUUACUGGAAACCAGUGAGAUUGGGGUGGGUGUUUAAUAGAGUGAGGUAUGAGGACGCAUUCAUUUAUAUGAUAUUGAAAAAAUAUUCAGGUUUAGUGUACCUUUAAAAAUGGAUCAAAAACAAGUAUGUUAAUUUAAGGUGGCGCACUGUGGCGGUUAGAAACGAGUCCUGUACUACACACACUAUGCAGAUUCUUUCAUUUUGAUAAAUGUCCUUCUUCCCAGUUUACAGAAUGCACAGACUAGAUUUCAGCACAUAUUAUUGAGUAUUUCAGAGACUGGACAGAACUGGGCUGUCUUGUGUAAUCUCUCAUUAGGCUGCUUUAUUUUUCAUUUUAGCAUGCUUAAUUCUUUUAUUAUACUCCAAAAUCAGACAUGAGAAGGGAGCUGAGGUAUUAGAAAACAAGAUAUUUUUUAAGCCAGUAGAACUGUAAGGCACAGACUGUGUGCUAAUUGUCCUCUUUCACUCCUUAAUUAAAUGCCUCUUUCUCCUUUUAUGUGACCUUGAUGAGGUCAGAUGUACACGAUUCACUGCAGGUUCUGAUAAAAACAAAUAUUUGUAUAAAAUAUUCUGCUUUGGAAACAAA
Molecule: messenger RNA, 3395 nt
Organism: Bombina bombina (fire-bellied toad)
Lineage: Eukaryota; Metazoa; Chordata; Amphibia; Anura; Bombinatoridae
Gene: CHRNB2
Product: cholinergic receptor nicotinic beta 2 subunit
Exons: 6
Coding region: 420-1910 (496 amino acids)
Biological process (GO): signal transduction; monoatomic ion transmembrane transport; chemical synaptic transmission
Cellular component (GO): neuron projection; postsynaptic membrane; synapse
Molecular function (GO): acetylcholine-gated monoatomic cation-selective channel activity; transmembrane signaling receptor activity
Source: RefSeq, a predicted model, not a curated record